GUGAAAGAGUAGUAAAUAGACCACAGACAAUGUUUAACUUAAAAGUUGUCGGGUUAUUGUUUUAUUUAAAUCGAAUAAUAUUCGGUAAGAUUUGUGAAAUAUUACUAAUAAAGAACAGUAGGCCAAACAAAAACUAAUUACCGGAAGAAAUCAAGAGAAAGCUGAGUUAAAAAUAGAGAACAGGUCUUUCGGACUUUUUAUACCCUCCACCACACAGCUCACAAUGGCCACCAAAAUCUACGGAUACCAAUCCGUUCGAAGGAUUGGUCGAUCACCUCAAGCAAAGGCCUCGCCGGGAAUGGGGCAAAAUACCGCAGAGCAACAUUCGGGCAGCGUGUGACGGUGUCAUUGGCCUUUUGAAGGCCAUAAUUUCUGUUUCUUUCAUUCAAUAAAAUCAAAAAAAGUUAUAAAAAUUAUGACGGUUGACUUUGUUGCAGCUUUUUUUAUCCUUAAUAAUAUUUAAUUUUAAUUUGUAUCAAAAAAAUAAAUAAAUAAAUAAAAGUUCUUAUUUUUCAAUAAAGUGUACUCUUGGGACGCCAUUUGUCCGGGAAAAUAUUAUGUACCCUUCGAUGGACACAAUUCUGAUUUUCAAAUCAGAUCAUUUACUGAAAUGAAUUUGAAUCAGUUCAGCCGGCAUCCAAUUGAUGGUACAGUGGAGAAUAAUGGCCGUGGCAUCUCGGCUAAAUUCGGAUACAAAGACGGACAGAGACCGACUAUAUCAAAAGGUCCUCUUGGCAAUGAAACAUAUCGUUUGGAAUUUAUGUACCUGCAUUGGGUGGAUAGCACGAUUGCCGAGCGUAUCUACCAUCCGAAAAAGUUUGGCGGCAAAGGAUCCCAUACGCAAGUUGAGUUACAUAUGGUCUUUACCCAUGUCAAUUGUGGAGGAAACAUCGAAAUGGCCAAAAAGACAAACUUUGGACUUGCGAUUUUAUCCUUUAGACAUGAGCUGGACCCAGAUGUGGUGUUUGACAACCCACUCUACAAUGCCUUGCCGAAUGUUAUUAAGCCACACAAGAAAUGGACAUGGAGAAAUGGUUCUUCAAUAACCGAAAUAGCUCAUGUCUCCCACACCUAUCUUGUUUAUUUAGGAAAGAGUGUUUUUUCAUCGCCCUCGCCAAAGGGUGAGUGCAGCGCUGAUGUUAUAUGGUUUGAAAUGGAGAACCAUAUAAUAAUUUAUCCAAAUACGAUGACAACGUUUGGCCAGCUCACAUCAGCCGAUGGAACAUGGUACGGAAAUAAAACGACAAAUACCGGAAUGCAGCCGAACUCAUCUAUAUUUAGAACAUCGUUUUUGUUAAAUGAUAAUGAGGAAUACGAGACUUUUGAAGGAUAUCCAAUCGAAGUCAUUCCUGGAGGCUCCCGGCAAUUGCGAGCGUGGAUGGCACUGAACAUAAUGCAGUUUAUUUUACUUAAGUUAAUUCAAAUGAAAGUAUGCGGAGUUGCGGGGAAAAUUGUAUAAGUUUCAGAAUUAAAAAAAGUAAAC
Musca domestica (house fly) is the source of this 1483-nucleotide messenger RNA. RefSeq lists its product as uncharacterized. The transcript is spliced from 3 exons. Bases 611 to 1459 code for a protein of 282 amino acids. The record is from RefSeq and is a predicted model, not a curated record. NCBI's taxonomy places the organism in Eukaryota, Metazoa, Arthropoda, Insecta, Diptera, Muscidae.